Neopelma chrysocephalum (saffron-crested tyrant-manakin) is the source of this 684-nucleotide messenger RNA. RefSeq names its product bromodomain-containing protein 4-like. Lineage: Eukaryota; Metazoa; Chordata; Aves; Passeriformes; Pipridae. The transcript is spliced from 4 exons. The record is from RefSeq and is a predicted model, not a curated record. The annotation marks the transcript as partial. Gene Ontology annotation, biological process: positive regulation of transcription elongation by RNA polymerase II; chromatin remodeling. Gene Ontology annotation, cellular component: chromatin; nucleus.
AACCCCCCCAAGCACCCCGAGGGCGGAAAAGCCCCCCUGCACCUCCCACAGAGGCCGGAGCUGAAGCCCCUGGAGGGGGGAGGGGCCCGUCCCGUGAUCCGCCCCCCGGAACAGCCCCCCCCUGCCCCGGGACCCCCCGACAAGGAGCGGCAGAAGCAGGAGCCCAAGACCCCCGUGGCCCCAAAAAAGGACCUGAAGAUCAAGAACAUGGGCUCGUGGGCGUCUCUGGUGCAGAAGCACCCGGCGGCUCCGGCGGCCACGGCCAAGUCGUCCAGCGACAGCUUCGAGCAGUUCAAGCGCGCGGCGCGGGAGAAGGAGGAGAGGGAGAAGGCCCUCAAGGCCCAGGCUGAGCAGGUGGAGAGGGAGAAGGAGCGGCUGCGGCGCGAGCAGGAGAGGAUGAGGAGCCGGGAUGAGGAGGAGGCCCUGGAACAGGCUCGCCGGGUGCACGAGGAGGUUCGUCGGCGCCAGGAGCCGCCGGUGCCGGUUCCGGUGCCGGUUCCCGUUUCCGUGGCCGUGUCGGCGUCGGGGGGGGCCCCGCAGGGCCCCCAGAGCUCCCAACCCCCCAACUCCCAAUCCAUGCUGGACCAGCAGCGGGAAAUGGCCCGGAAGAGGGAGCAGGAGAGGAGGCGCCGGGAAGCGGUGAGUGAGGGGGGGCUGGAAUUCCGGGGGGGAGACACAAAAUGA